Messenger RNA from Oncorhynchus kisutch (coho salmon), 3218 nucleotides. RefSeq names its product branched chain keto acid dehydrogenase E1 subunit alpha (gene bckdha). The transcript is spliced from 8 exons. Gene Ontology annotation, biological process: branched-chain amino acid catabolic process. The record is from RefSeq and is a predicted model, not a curated record. Gene Ontology annotation, cellular component: oxoglutarate dehydrogenase complex. Gene Ontology annotation, molecular function: oxidoreductase activity, acting on the aldehyde or oxo group of donors, disulfide as acceptor. Lineage: Eukaryota; Metazoa; Chordata; Actinopteri; Salmoniformes; Salmonidae. Bases 227 to 1567 code for a protein of 446 amino acids.
CUCAAUGAUGACGGCAUUACCCCAGUCCCCUCUUUUGUCUGUAUCGCAGAUCUCACAGAAAUUGUUAGGUAUAAGCAAUAAGACCUAAACCCAGAUAGCGGUUUCAUGGAGCUGCUGAGACCAACACAAUUAUUUUAGAUCUACUAGACUUCAGGGGAUUGAUUUAGUCGCUGUUAGCUACUGUAAUUUGCAACUAGCAGAGGUAGCUAGCUAAACAGUGAAGAAGAUGGCGACGCUAAACAGUAUUAAGAACAUGUAUGGGAUCUGUUCUCAUGUAAUCCGCCAAACGACUGGAUUGAGAGCAGCAAAACUCAUUCAGCAGAGGGCGUUCAGAGUCAAUGGAGCCCUCAGGCAGCAGCCGUUUGACUCCUCGGAAGAGAAGCCCCAGUUCCCAGGAGCAUCGGCAGAGUUUAUUGAUCACCUGGAGUUCAUCCAACCUAACGUGAUCUCUGGGAUCCCCGUCUACAGGGUCAUGGACCGGGCCGGGAAAAUCAUUAACCCUUCAGAGGACCCACAGCUCUCCAAGGAACAAGUGUUGAACUUCUACCAGAAGAUGACCCUUCUGAACACCAUGGACCGUAUCCUGUAUGAGUCUCAGAGACAGGGUCGUAUAUCCUUCUACAUGACUAACUAUGGAGAGGAGGGAACACACAUCGGCAGCGCUGCAGCUCUCGACCCAAGGGACUUGGUCUUCGGCCAGUACAGGGAAGCAGGCGUGCUGAUGUACCGUGGUUUCCCUCUGGAUCUGUUCAUGGCUCAGUGCUAUGCCAACGUUGACGACCUGGGCAAGGGACGCCAGAUGCCCGUUCACUACGGAAGCAAAGACCUCAAUUUCGUCACCAUCUCCUCUCCUCUGGCCACUCAGAUCCCACAAGCGGCAGGGGCAGCGUACGCAGCGAAGAGAGAGAACACCAACCGUGCUGUGAUCUGUUACUUCGGAGAGGGCGCGGCCAGCGAGGGCGACGCCCACGCCGGGUUCAACUUCUCUGCGACCCUGGAGUGCCCGCUCAUCUUCUUCUGCCGUAACAACGGCUACGCCAUCUCCACGCCGACCAACGAGCAGUACCGAGGGGACGGCAUCGCUGCACGCGGUCCAGGCUACGGUAUGAUGUCUAUCAGAGUGGACGGUAACGAUGUGUUCGCUGUGUACAACGCUACCAAGGAGGCUCGCCGUAGGGCUGUGGCCGAGAACCAGCCCUUCCUCAUCGAGGCCAUGACCUACAGGAUUGGUCACCACAGCACCAGCGACGACAGCUCGGCCUACCGCUCCGUAGAUGAGGUGAACUACUGGGACAAACAGGACCACCCCAUCUCUCGGCUGCGCCACUACAUGACGGCCCGCUCCUGGUGGUCCGAGGAGGACGAGAGGAGCUGGAGGAAACAGAGCCGUAAGAUGGUGAUGGAGGCGUUUGAGAAGGCCGAGAAGAGACACAAGCCCCACCCUGACUUGAUGUUCUCUGACGUGUAUGAAGAGAUGACCCCUAACCUGGUCAAGCAGAAGGAGGCCAUGUGGAGGCACGUCCAGCAGUAUAAAGAGCAUUAUCCCCUGGAUGCCUACGCCAAGUAAACACAGGAGUACGCUACAAAAAGCAGGUUCAAUGAGUUAGCCGGCUAACUUUUGAUAAGCAACCAGUAAAAAAAAUAAACUUUUUGUUUGUUGAAUCAAUUAGACCAAGUUUAUUUGUCUAAACAAAAUAUAAUAUUUAGGCUAGUUAGCUGGCUAACUCGUUGGUCCUGCUGAUAGUAUAUCCUUCAGGUUCUGACAGAGUACCACAUGGCAUCCUACUCUAGAUGGCACCCUAUUCCCUACUCUAGAUGGCACCCUAUUCCCUACUCUAGAUGGCAUCCUACUCUAGAUGGCACCCUAUCCCUACUCUAGAUGGCAUCCUACUCUAGAUGGCAUUCUACUCUAGAUGGCACCCUAUUCCCUACUCUAGAUGGCAUCCUACUCUAGAUGGCACCCUAUUCCCUACUCUAGAUGGCAUCCUACUCUAGAUGGCACCCUAUUCCCUACUCUAGUUGGCACCCUACUCUAGAUGGCACCCUAUUCCCUACUCUAGAUGGCAUCCUACUCUAGAUGGCUCCCUAUUCCCUACUCUAGAUGGAACCCUAUUCCCUACUCUAGAUGCACCCUAUUCCCUACUCUAGAUGCACCCUAUUCCCUAUUCUAGAUGGCACCCUAUUCCCUACUCUAGACAGAAGUAGUGCACUAUAUAUGGAAUAGGGUGCCAUUUGGUAAACACUGUACAGCGUUGCAGGUAGAAAUGUCACAAAUAGAACUGACAUGAUUCCUUUUGCUUCCUUGUCAGAGAGGCAUGUUUGUUCUAUAUAAAAUAUUUCUAUCUGAACGUUCCACAACAUUGUGCCAUGUUGAAUGUGGCCUAGGCUGGAGCAGGGUGUGGAGGCGAGGAGAGGCUGCUGGGUUAGAUGGGACUGUUGUUGCACACUUUGUAUUCUACUGUUCUGCAUAGAGUUAUAGUUCUGGUAUUCUGACCAGGCUAGAAUUCUUUUCUGGUAUUCUGACCAGGCUAGAAUUCUUAGCAUUCUGCCCAGUAGUGGGAGGGAGUGGCUAAUGUUAAGGAUGGUUUUGUUCUAAUUGACCACUUUGGGCCUCUAGUUUUUUUGUGUGAAUGAGAGUCUGACCCAGUCAGUCCUGUGGUUUUUGUUGUUAACCCCUCCUCGGCGACACCCAGCUUUUAUCAGUGUAUUUAAACAACUUCAGAGCUAACACACGAUUAUCAGACGCCGUGAUUUCAGGGUUAAAACAUCUGUGAGUUCCAGGGGAGAGGUUUGAGUUAGUCGGUUGAUUCUAGUAGGCAGACCGUAUUUAAAAAAAAAAAAACACCUGUGUUAAAACAGGAUUUUCCUGCUGGCUCAACAAAUGAGUAGUUGAAUGGUCUUCAUUAGUCAUUUAUCAGUGCAUGAGUCUACCCAAUGAGCAAAAGGCAUAUAAAUCCAUUUUUUCCUCACUGGUUAUUCAUACCUGAGUGAUGCAGGCUGGGGGAAAUAGGACUGAACAUGACUUAAUCUACCCACACCAGUGGUGUUGUCAUGCAUACCUAGAACUCUUAGCCAAUUUCCUCUUUUACAGAGAACGUUUAUUCGGCAAUACUGUAGCCUCCCACUCGUUUCGUAUGCAUAGUUUUCUAGCUGUUUGGUAUCGGGGUCUAUGGCUGAGGUGUUUGAGUUUAAUAAAAGUUUGACUAUACUCCCAAAAA